Bombus terrestris (buff-tailed bumblebee) is the source of this 14117-nucleotide messenger RNA. RefSeq names its product myocyte-specific enhancer factor 2 (gene Mef2). NCBI's taxonomy places the organism in Eukaryota, Metazoa, Arthropoda, Insecta, Hymenoptera, Apidae. The coding region runs from base 883 to 2328 and encodes 481 amino acids. Gene Ontology annotation, biological process: positive regulation of transcription by RNA polymerase II; cell differentiation. The record is from RefSeq and is a predicted model, not a curated record. Gene Ontology annotation, molecular function: histone deacetylase binding; DNA-binding transcription factor activity, RNA polymerase II-specific; RNA polymerase II cis-regulatory region sequence-specific DNA binding. The transcript has 8 exons.
GCCAAAAAGCUCGUGUGUUAUUUCUACGUAAUCGGCUUCGACGAGAAGUUUUGUUUUGAUCUUAAAGUUGUACCUUUCGCGAGGGUGUUAGUGGGGAGAUAUCGAUCGCGGGACCAUUGACGUCCGUUCUGGAGAACGAGCUUUUCUCCUCGCACCUUUGACUAGGCUAACCUCUCGAUAAUUGUAUUUUCUCACUUAUAGCUUCGUAUAUACGUGUAUACAUAUAUUAUAGAUAUAUACAUAUGUACAUAUAUAUAUAUAUCUAUAUCUCCUACAUGUGUGUUUGCGUGUGCGAAUGAAAAUUAGAUGCUGACUAGUUUUCAAUAAAAGUUUGAAAAACGUGCCUGUAACGAAGUAAACUGUAUUGUGACCAAUGGAGGCUAUUCCGUGAAUCUCUAGUUUAACAUUUGUCGACAACGGAAGUGGAUCUGAAGACAAAUAUUAUAUCAUUUGGAUAAUACGUUUCUUUCUCUCUCUCUCUCUCUCUCUCUAUCUCUCUCUCUCUUUCGCUCUUUCUCCCCCCUCUCUCUUUCUCUUUAUGGUCGUUGAGCGAUCAAGAAGUCACUUUUACGAGUCCAGAUUUUUAUUAAGACAUAGAUGGAAUUUUGAUACAGACAAUAAACGUGUGGAUUUUUGAAACUUCGCAUGAUCGAGUGCCUGAACGGAGAUUCUCCAAUUACAUUGUGAUAAUAACAUCUGUGAAGAGUGCGCGAUCUCUCGCCAUCUUUGUUUUGAUAUCGAUUCAGUGUGCGCAAGAAGAUCGAUCGAUUGGCGAACGAGCCGUCGAAAUGUUCGACUGAUCGAGCUCACUUCGAGUCGUGUUUUUAAUAUUCCAUCCACUGGUUCCGAAGGUCUGUCCCAUCUCCACAACGCCGUUCAAAAAUGGGUCGGAAGAAGAUUCAAAUUUCGCGCAUCACGGACGAACGGAAUCGUCAGGUGACAUUCAACAAAAGGAAGUUUGGGGUAAUGAAGAAGGCAUAUGAGCUGUCGGUACUAUGCGACUGCGAGAUCGCUCUGAUUAUCUUCAGUUCAAGUAACAAGCUGUAUCAGUAUGCGAGCACCGACAUGGACAAGGUUCUUCUCAAGUACACCGAGUACAACGAACCCCAUGAGUCCCUCACCAACAAGAAUAUCAUCGAGGCACUCAACAAGAAGGAACAUAAGGGCGCCAUGUCCCCGGAAAGUCCGGAGCCUGACGCGAUCGAGUACAAUCUCACUCCGCGCACCGAAGCCAAAUACACGAAGAUCGACGAGGAGUUCCAACUGAUGAUGCAGAGGCACCAACAUAACGGCACUCGGGCAAUGGGACAAUCUAAUUACACUCUACCUGUAUCCGUACCAGUAAAUAGUUAUGGCGAAUCUCUACUUGGAUCUAGUCCCCAAAUGGCGCAUACCAGCAUUUCUCCAAGACCGUCGUCUUCUGAAACAGAUUCAGUAUAUCCACCAGGAGGGAUGUUGGAAAUGAGUAAUGGUUAUCCACCAUCGGCAUCACCACUAGGAGGUUCACCUAGUCCAGGACCUUCGCCGGCACUAGGAGUCGGAGGAGGCAGUGCAAACAAAGGCAGUAAUCCGUCUAGGCAUUCACCACAACCUCCGCCUCCUCCACCGCCGCCUCAUCCUCACAGGACUAAUCUUCGAGUAGUUAUUCCAACACCCCUUACGCAACCUCUCUCCGAAGACACUAGUUACGAUAGUGGCCAUGCACAAUCCACAUUGAACACACCAGUAGUAGCGCUACAAACACCAUCAGUUCCAGCUGGAUAUUCUAGUUUUGGACCAACGGAUUAUUCCUCAGACUUAGGAAGCUUAGCAUGGUCUCAUCAGAGGUACGUUGAUGACUUAUCAAUGUAUUCGGCAGCCACCAUGUCCAGCAUCAGUGGUCUUCCCCAUCUAGCAGUGUCGAGCAGUACACCGCCACCGGCCACGUCGCCAUUACCAGUGAAGAUAAAAAGUGAACCGAUCAGUCCACCUAGAGAUCCUCACGGUGGCAACAGUGGCUCGAACAGCGGGCCGAGUAAUACCAGCAAUCUUCAUCACACGACUCUGAACGUGGGACCUUCGUCCAGUACCGGUGCACCACCUCCACAUCAUGUACCUCAUCCGGGGCCACAAUCGCUGAAUCUUGUGUCGAGCAGACCGAGCAGUAAUCCACCGCCAUCUCACUCCGGUAGUAUAACACCGACGAAUCUUCCGUCACCUGGAAGCGGCACAGUGGCAGAUAUUCGAACGAGUCACUCGAACGCCGGGGGAAACGGUGGGAAUAACUCAGACUAUGAGAAUGGACCGCUGAUGAAGCGUUCCAGGAUCACUGAGGGCUGGGCGACUUAAUAUCAAUCGUAACAAUUAAUCGCUCGAUCGUUUAAUACCUCUACGUACAACGGCGUAUAGUGCUUUUGUGAAAAGUUCCGGGACUUGAAGUCAAAGACUCGUUAAUUAUUAUACGCAAUGUUCGGCCAUGGUUCUUUUUUUUCUCUUCUUGUAGUUGGAUGCGCGCGUAAGACGAAGAAUCCUUGCGAAGAGUCCGACUUUGGCUGGAUAAGAGAGGACACAAAUUUGUUUAUAUUUUAAAAGUCCAGAAACACACGUAACACGACACAUACACAUACAUACAUAUACAUAUAAAAGAAUACGUUUGUUUGACGAUUAAAUAACGGUGCCAUAAUGUUGAUAUAUAUAUGUAUAUAUAUAUAUGUAUAUAUAUGUAUGUAUAUAUAUAUAUAUAUAUAUAUACAUAUGUGUGUGUGUAUAUAUAUAUAUAUAUAUUAUAUUAUAUUAUACAAUAUAUGAUGGAUACAUAUAUAUAUAUAUAAUAUUCAUUAUAUAUAAAAGAUAUAUAUAUAUGUAUAUUUUCAUGUAUAUAAUACAAAAGUUGUUUGUAUAUAUGUCAUUUAUUCAUUGUCAUUUUCUUCGUGACAUGGCAUAUUGUGUCUUUGAUACUUGUCGCUAAUGGCGAAGAUAUAUUCUAUUCCGAGUGAAGAAAGGUAAUGGCGGUACGUUUAGAAUUGAUGUUAAGAAAUGAAUCGAGAGCACAGCAUUUCGGAAGAUAAGUGCAUCGAUAACCGAAUUUCUAAGAGCUUUCGAAAACGUUUAAUGAAUUUACAGUUUAGAUAUUUACAAAUAAUUGUACUUUGUUACUUGUUUCUUUUUUUUUGUGCGUUAUGAUGGUAGGUAGGCAAGACCGCGGCAUAAUCCGUUAAUUGAUGUUUUUACAUAAUGAAUGCCGAGAGCAAUGAACAUAAUUUCUCUCUUAAUUGAAUGCCUAGUCAGAGAAUAAUGAUAUUCGAUUAGUAUAUAAAUUUUAAUUUUACAAUUUUUCUUUUUUUUUUUUGUAAUUGCAAUAUCUCUUUCCUUUAUUCCAGAGAAAAGAAUCGUACUCUUAUUUUAUAAGCGAUCAAUGGAGUCGUACGAAUAUUUUAUUAGAAACUAUAUACAUUCAUGAGUCUUAGAUCGUUUAAUUUUCUUUUUAACAAAUCGUUGGGUUUGUUUUUAAAGUAGCGGAGUUUCUCCCUCUUCUUUUUCUUUUUUCUUUUUUCUUAGCGAACUAAUUAACGGUCUAUGUCCGCUAAUAAACAAAAAAAUGUUGAAUAAUUAAUCGGCUGCUGUACUCAAAAUAAUUACGAUAUUCAGUAGAGAAAAAAAAAUAUGAUCGAAAAUUAAUAUAUUGAUUAUUAUGAAGUAAUAGAGGAGAUAUAUGCAUAUUACAUGUGAAAUAAGCAUCUAAUAUAGUGUUGAUUAUUCAAACAGAAAAGAAAGGUAUAUACACACAAACUUGCAGGUGUAUACAUAUAUACAUACGUUAUAUACAUUUUCCACAAGUAUUUUGCACGUUUGAUAUGAAGAAAAAAAAUGAAAGGUGACACGGAAGGAAGAAACUUUGCAACCCUUAACGCCUAAGUCAUACACAACGAGAGCUUGCACCUCUGUAAGCAUUUAUCUUCAAAUAAUAAUCUAUGAGAAUUAGCAAAUUUAUUUGAAUCAGUAUUUAAAUCCAAUAUUCAUGGCACACGAUUUUUCUAUAACAGUGGAACACAAUUAAAUUAAAUAUGAAAUAUAGGGAAAGAGAAUAUUUAUUAUAUAUAGUACAUCCUUGUAAAAUGCUUUGUUAGUCGAAUCCAUAAUUAGUUGGCAAGAUAGGGUUGCAAUUGUAAAAUACAGAAAGUCUUCUUCCUAAGUUAAACCGCUUUCGGGAUGGUCUCAGCCUAUGCUUUACUCAAUCUCAGGAUGUAUCCUGGUGCGAGCUGCUCUCAAGAGUCGUAUUUGGUACGUUACUGUAAUUAAUUAACGCAAUUAAUGGAAUACACAAACGGUAUAUGAAUAAAUAGUGCCUGGCACCAUUUGUGGCCCUCCUUCAGGUUGACUUGUUCACGUUGUGACUCGUAUAAGGUGACUCGUCGACAAGCUACGUGUAAAGAAAAGUGUGUAUCAUACUGAAAGAUACAAAAAAGUGGAUUAAAAAUAGUAAAAUAGAGCGAUGUUGAAUAGAGUGAGAAAGAAAGAAGAAAAUAGAGAGAAAGAGUGGUAGAAAGGUUUAUCCGUACUACACAAAUUAGUGGAAUCAUAGACUUUGUUUUACAACGUUCUGUCGACGAAUCGACAACCUGGCAAGUCAGUCUUGGUUAUAUUGUAACCGAAGAUUAUAUUAUACGUACGUUAAAGAAGAUAAAGAAAGAAGAGUCGUAUGAAUCUUCGAUAUUAAUUUGUUUCUUUACUAACGUUGCAGUUAGAUACUAUCUAAUGACUGUACGAACAAUCGGUGUGCGAAACAUAAGAUAUAUAAUGUAUAGUCACUAAUGAUUAAUCACAAAUUUUUAAGAUGAUCACAAAGUGCAAUCUCUUAGCCAACACACUUUUUUAUCAAAGAAAAAAAAAGUAUAAAGAAAUUGUUAUUUUUCAUAACGAAAAAAGUAAGAUUUAAUGUAUUAAAAAAAAGUAUAUAUAUAUGUCUCCACUAGUUAUUAAACAUUUUCCUAUUGAUGCAAAAUUUAUUGUAUUUGAAUUGAUAUUAUAUAUAUAUAUAUAUAUAUGUAUGUAUAUAUAAUAUAUAUGUGUAUAUAUAUAUAUAUAUGUAUAUAUCAAUAUAUAUUAUAUAUAUCUCUGAACUUAAGUGUACAUACCUGAAGUAAAUCCUUGAAAGAUAAUCUACGAUACGAUUGCAUUGUUUUCAAUUUUUAAAUCGCUACAGGUGGAUCACAUUGAAUAAUAUAAUUACUGAAUUAUAUUAUCUGUUACUUGAUAUUUUACGAUUAUUUCUCGGCAGUGUUUUAAACAACCAGUGUUAUUAUUGUGCUUCAUUUGUAUGUAUAAGACAAAGCGAUUUGCACAAACUUUUCGUAUCUACAUGUAAUCAAUAGAAAUAACGAUACUCGAGAUUUCAAAAAGAUUGAACAAAUAAAUUUGGCACAAGACAUAACUAUUGAUCGUAAGUUUGAGAACGCUGCAAGAUAAAGUCGAAUACUUUGACUGACAUAUUAUACAGUAUGUUUUCAUAUUUCAGAAAGAUGAAUGUAAGAGUUUGAUUGAAGUAAAGAUCUUUCUUCGUUUCAUAUCUUAAUAUAGCAGAUAAGUACAAGAUACACUAAAGAAGCUAAUCUAUGAUGUCCCAAGUACACAUUAUCUCAAACUUAUGGAAAUCAAUAAUGUGAACUAGUUGAAUUUUUUCUCGCUCAAUGCACAAAAUUCAAAAUUCCAUCUUCAGUUGUGACCUCGUGUAUGCAAUUUAUACAGAGUUAUGAAGCAUGUAAUAUAUUCUUUUACAAUGCAUACGUAGUUAAUGUCUCGUCUAGCCGAUUAUUAGGCGUACUUCUAAUGCUAGACUGCCUGAGAGAAAUCGUUCUAAUUUGAUCCACCGGUACUCAUGGUCUCGGAACAAGGCAUGGAUUACGAUUUGCUUACCGAUCUAUUUUAUUGUAAGAUACCCACGUGAAAAAAGAAGAAAUACGUAGUGGUACCACUUAAGCUAGGGAACUUGUUAAAUGGUGUACGUUAACGACGCGAUUGUGCGUACCAUAUUAAUGUAUAUUUUUAAUAUGAUGAUGAAGUAAGUUGCGUAAGUUACACUCACAUACACACAAAUACGCGCGAGCAAAUUUGAUCUGUAUCUAUAUCUUGUUCGGGGCACAACCGAGAGAUUAAUAUGGAGUUUCGUACCAUUUUAAAUGGUGUAUCUGUUUGGUCCUCUUGUUAAACUAUUACGUCGGUUCUAACCCUGUUGAAAGAUUAUUUACUUAUUUACUAAGUGUUAUAUAUUAUAUAUGACGUUAUAUAAUUAAUAUUUGCCAAUCUCUUAUGAUAAAUAGAGAGAGACAAAAUGGUACCAUUAUCCAAUUUAUUCUUGGAGAGAAUUUGACCAUCCUCUAAGUUGGAUCAAUUAAAUUAAUUUAAAUAGAAGAAUUUUAUACUCUCUGAUAUUGGUCAAACGGUUGUACCUAUAACAAGGGUUGAACGAAAAAUAUUCGAUUGCAAAUACGUAAAGCGUCGGCGAUUAUGUAGUAGUUGAGAACUCAGAGACUAUUAUCGAAGUUGUUGGAACGCUGUGAAACGAAAUGGACCAUCAUUUAGAAAAUGUUGUCGUAUGCAUUAAACUAUAGGACAUACAGGAGUUAACAAGAAAAAGCAUAAAAAGAAGAUAAAAAAAACGUAGAGAAACAGAAUUAGAGCCUUUUUGUACGGGAGCAAAGUUGUUGGACAAGACCGUUAUCGAAAACCGUGUUUUUAUUGGCCACGUGCAGAACUCAAAUGGAUGCUCGCUUCGAUUUUUUUUUUAACAAAUUUCCCUUUACUCCUCAUUCUUCUUCGUCUUUUCGAAGAAAUAUUCGUUACUCGAGGAUUUCGUGCAAUUUCGAAUAGUCGGAUGUUGGACGGCUUUCUAAAAAAUUAAUUAAUCAUUUUGAAUAGAAAAACAAUUCCUUUUUAAUAUAUAUAUAUAUAUAUCCGAGGAUGUCUAAAUAUUCGAAGUUUUCGUUUCAAAAUGUUUCGUCACUGUGGCGCCAUCGUUACGUCACGGAGGACUGUUGAAACAUUGAAGAGAUUCGAUAAUUUCCCCAAUCGAAGUAAUCGAAAUUAUUUGACGCGUUCGAAUGACUCCAAAACUCGGAUAUUUUUUAGAGUAGAAAAGAAAUAUAUAUAAUAAAAAAGGUGUUGUAAAUAUAUAAAAAGAGUUUAGUUAACGAAUCGAUUUAUUAACCUUUCGUGCCUUUGAAAGCGAAUCGUUAUGAACUGUUGGGAACCAACUGAUUUUUAACAAGCGAUCAUUUUCGUUUGAGAUGUCGCGAAGCGAUCGAUCUAUUCCGGAAAAAUAUUACAAAACUGGAAAAUACGUCUCUUUGACGAAUAGGAAGUAAGAUUUUUCCUAAGUAAAUUUUAUUUAUUUGUUACUUAUAAAGGAAAGGAGGCAAGAAAAAAAAAAUAGAAAAGAAAUUGAACAGAAAAUUCUCGUAGCGUUUCUUGUAAAAUACUACAUAGAAAAAAAUAGUUGAUAUUUUGUAAUGCAACCGAGCUUAACUAUAAAUCAAGAUUCUUAAUGAUAAAAUAAUGAUAUGAUAAUGAAAAAAUUAAAGGAUUUUGAAAAUUCAAGAUCUCUAUUCUAUCUUUAUGCGAUCUCGAAGUAUCCCCCUAUAUUUUUCGACCGUUAUCGCUGUUCGUUGUCAGGGAUCGAUUGCGAAAAAUCGAAUCGAGUAUCCGAGAAAUCGAUGUUGUAACUUCGAUUUGAACUGAAUAGAGAAAGAUAUAAAAGCGACAUGUGUGUAUAUGUAUAAACAUGGUCGAAAACUCAAAGCACGGCACAAGUAUCACUUUUGAAAGGAUGAUAUAGCGAAGCGAAUAUUUGCAGAAAAAAAGAAAGAAAAUGAUGUUAGAAGAGAUGGAAAGCUGAACUAUAAUUAAUAUACGAGGAUGUAUAAAUGUACUAGCCACAACUGUUGUCACUGCAGAGUAAAAGUGAAUUUAAUAUACAUAAAAUAUAUAUGUAUAUAUAUAUACGUAUGUAAAAGUAAAUUUAAAAAUACUGAACAUAUCUGUAAAGCCACGUAGCAUCACAUUUUUAAAGGUAAAACUCAAGAAUAUACCGCCAUUUUAUUGUUAACCAUCGAUCGUGUGUUUAUUGUCGAAACUUACCCUCCGAUCGAUCAAUCGAUAACGAUCUCCCUUUUUUUUCAACGUUGUCUGUCUGAUAAACAAAUAAAAAGGGAAAAAUGCUGAAAAAAAAAAUAGAAAAAUAUAUAUAAAUAUAUAAAAUAAUGCUCGAUUCGGAGGGGAUUCUUGUUUUUCAUGUCUGUAUCGAUCGAUUGAUCGAUCUAUAGUUUCGAGACGCACGGAAUCCGCGAGUAUGGUUAUUAUUAACAUACUUUUUAAAUAUUAUUGCGUAGUGAUAUAUUGUUAUUUGUACGAUAUAUAUAUAUAUAUACAUAAAGAAGCAAAUGGUGAAGAAUGAAAAAUCUGUUUACGUUGCACUGUUGACAAACAAAGAAAAAGAGCGGCCCACUUGAACGUCGAGUGCAGAGUACAAUGAAGAAAGAGCGAGAAAAAGAGGGAAAGGAAAAAAAGUGUAUAAAGGAGUUUAACAAUAGAAAGAAAUAACAACCACUCUGUAUAUGUAAUUAUACCGAAGUUAAAAAAAGUAACCGCGUAACGUGCUAUAUAGAUAUUAUUAUUAAACAGACAAACACAAACACAAGAAAAAGCAGAAAAAAUAUAUUAUGGCGUAUUAUAGAGUUGUGCGUUUAAGUAGCCAGUGAUAAAUCUGCGAAAACAGAAAGGAAAGUAAUUUUUUUUUAUUUUUCUUUUUUUUUCCCCCUCCCGUAAUUCAUAAUAGUGUCAUUUAUCGUGAACAUUUCUCAUCGUUUUUCAAAGAGAGACAAUUCGAUCAUCCUUUUUUCCUUUGCACAUCCUUAUUUGUUUCUUUUUCGUUCGACCUUUUUUCGUUCUCUGUGCUCUUUUUUUUUCUGGUAAUAUUCUUGAACUAUUAAAAAAUCGUAAUAAUUGUAAUUCAUCAUUUCUGUCACGUGGUUGUCAAGAUCGUUGUAUAUCCGUGAAAUUUGCGAGACGAUUUUACAAAGGACACGCUUAUUCAUCUUGUUUGUUCAUUGAUAAUGCACGUCGAAAAAAAUGCCACACGCUGAUGAUGGUACAAUAAUGGACACGCCAGAAUAGAAAUGGUACCGGCAAUUGUCGCGUGAAAAUCGAGCACAUGCGAGUCACUUUCUUUCUUCUUACUUUUCCCCGUUACGAUAAUCAUUCACAAAAAAGUCAAUCACAAUUAAAUUACGUUGAAUGAAUACAUUUAAAAUUAAACAUUUUUGUAAUAUGCAAAACUAAAAUUUAAAUCGAUAAAGACAUACCUAAUAUUCGCUAAUUAAUAUUAAAAUAGCAUUAAUUUAAUAGCAUAUGAGCCUCUCGCGAACUAAGGUCAUUAACUCCACUUUUUGCCAAUUUCAUAAUUAAUUUUCAUAUUCAUAAUUACACAAGUUACAAGAUUUAUUUCCACAAAUUCGUUUAUUCCAAUAAAGCGCUAUAAAUAACAGCGAAUCCUAAAAUUUGAAAAGUCAUAACAUCAUCGCCUCUCUCUGCAUUUUAAUUUGUGGAAUUGCUCACUGUGCCUUUUACAAGCGACCGAUGUAUUUCUUUAAUAACGUUAUAUUUCUUUUUAAUUAAGAUUGCCAAUCAGACACUUGUUCAAUAAUAAAACUAUUAAAAAUCCAUUAUCAUUCUGAGGAUACUCUCUAUUACGAUUAUAUAUAAAAUUAUAUAUAAAAAUAUUCUCCAUUACGAUUCUCUUAUCUAUCGUUAUCGAUUGACCAAAUACUUCAACCCUUUUCAUUGUUAAAAUAUAAAGAUGACAGUACAACCAACCUAAAAAAAGUAACUUAUUUUAAAGUGCUCGCAAUUGCCCGAUUUAAACAUAACUAGAUUACACGUAUUUCUUUGGUGCUCGACAUAUCCGGUCGUUGUUACAUGUUAUUGUCAAUAUCCUAUACGAAUAAUAAUAAUCAUCGUGAAUCCUUGUCAAGGCCCAUCUUUCAUCGAUCAUCGAUCAUCGCGAUUAUUGCUAUGUGCUAUUACUAUAACUAUUACUAGUACUACCACGAUCACCACUAUUAUUACUAUUGCUAUUGCUAUUAUUAUUAUCGUUAUAUCUGUAUUAUUAUUAAUUAUUAUUAUUAUUAUUAAUUAUUAUUAUUAUUAUCAUUAAUUAUUAUUAUUAUUAUUAUUAUUAUUAAUUAUUAUUAUUAUUAAUUAUUAUUAUCAUUAAUUAUUAUUAUUAUUAUUAUUAUUAUUAUUAUUAUUAUUAUUAUUAUUAUUAUUACUGAUCACAAACUAUCAUACGCGCCGCAUCAUCUAUUGCUCGGUCAGUAUAAUUAUUAGCGAAUUAGGUUCGAGAAAUUAGCGAAAAUUAAUAUCGAUGAUUAUUUCGUACGGUCUCUAUGCACAUCACAAAAACUAUUUUUCCUCGUACAUAACAAUACACUAAAAUACACAUAUACACAUAAACAUUCUACAGAAGUAUAAACACACGUAUGACAUGAACACGUGCGCGCGCGAAACAUUGUAAACACGCAUUGUGGUUAUAUUUCAGUGUAUCAGCAUAAUGAUAUGAUGUUUCCCAUAGAAUACAUUUUACUUGGUUUUUAUAUUUGGCAGUAUUUUAUUUAAGUGUCACUCGAGCAUGUGCGAAUCGAGUCGAUCGGUCGAUCGAAAGAUAGGUUAGUCGAAUUUUGAAAAGAAAAAAAGAAUUCCGAAAUUUCAGGAUAGGAAAAUAAUAAUAAUAUCGAUAUCGAUAUAUUUUGCGAACAAUGUUGUUUAAGAUUGAUUUAUUACAGUACUAACGUCCUUUAAUAUUCUUUAAGGCUUAAUGAAAUUUUUAUGAUUCUUUGUAUUUAUAUAUAUUAAUUAAUUUUCUUUUUUUUUUUUUUUUUUUUUUUAGAUUAAAUGUAGAUAACUUUUGAAAAUAUAGAAUGUAGAGGAAUAAGAAAAGAAAUAGAAUAAAGUGUUAGAAAGUUAUAGAAAAAUUUGAACGUUGGACCAUCAAGGCCAUUCAUAAAUCAUAGUGUGCUACGUAGAGAAAAAUAUCGAAUUCGCACGUGCUUGGAAAGUGUUGUACCAACAUCAAUAUACAUGGUUUGUUCGAAGCAAAUGAACAAUUUUUCACCAAUUGUGAUAUAAUUUGUACAGUCAAAUUUUGUUACGAAUAUUUUUUUUGAAGGUUAGAUAUCUUAUACAAUUAAUGUAUUUAACAUUCGACUAACCUUCAAAGAACUUGCAUAAAAUAGGUACACGAUAAUUGUAUUUUUUUCUAGUGAAAUCUUUUUUAAAUAAAUCGAUUGUUUUGAUCAAUUGAUUUAUCUUUUCGCACAAUAGUUAUGUUAGAAAAGGUGCCAUUUUUACCGAAGCACAGAUAUAAUAUAAUUCAUAGUUAAAUAUUUUUCUAACGGUUCAGUGUUAUAAGGAGAAAGGAAAUUUUAUAGAAAAUGAAUCGAUUCAAAUUUAAGCUCGAAUCUGAGUUUCUUCGAUACCGGAUAUGAUGUCGAGAGGUAUGUGUGAGACUAAAAAAUCAUUAGUUUCCUAUGUAUAAAAUAAUUGAUGUAUUUACAAAACAUUGCCUGUUCCAUGGUCUUCUCUUCAAUGUUAGUGGAUUGUAAAAUAUGUAAUAUAUGCAUUUAUUAUAUUUUCUUAAUUUGUGAAUUUUUCCAGAUUUAAUGAACGCUUAAAAUUUAAAUUUUAAAAAUAUAAAAGAAUUAAGAAUCAUUUUAAAUUAGAGAAUUGGUUAAUAGAAAGAUGGUAUCUUCGUUUCAAGAAGAUAAUAUAUACUAAAACACAGUAGAAAAUAUAUAUUUCAUCUAUUACAAUCCAUUUGCAUAAAUUAUAUGGCUAGAAAAAAUGUGUAUACACAUAUUGUUGUAUAAACUGUGCGUCUUUGUUGAGCCAUUGGACGUGUACGAAUGAAAUAUGAAUUUUCUAUUAAAAAUUGCUACAUUUGAAAUUUGUUAAAACUUAUAAUAACUCAUCUACGAAAAUACUUAUAUAUCACGUUUUAAAGUGAAAGACCAAGAAUAAAAUUCGCACACGUUCCAAUAAACAAAACUACUAACACUGUGAUGUGUUUCUGUGGUCAUUGUAAAUUUUCUUCUCUUUAAUUCUUAAUCAUGUUUCAUUCAUUGAUCUCAUGACUGUCCACAUCGUGAACGUCUCUUUCCGCUUAAUAUGUACAUCUUCGUUGUUCAAUAUUCCUGAUCAUAUGCAAAAAAACGAACACGUGCAUAUUGCCUAUACAAAAUACUAUUCCUAUACUUCGAUUUUUUGUGGCUAAAAUUAACGAAUUACAAAAGAAUUUUUGAAGCAAAAUAUUACUAGAAAAUUGUUAAAAUUAUAAAAUUAUAAUUUUAAUAUUUUUCAGGUAUUUCAUUUUUUCAGAUUGUUUCGUGUGUCGAAAUUCUUAGAUAAUUUUUUAAUAAUUUUGUUCUCUAUUAGCGAGAAGCGCGUUUCUACUUCGUUAUCUGUCUCUUUCUCUUUCUGUUUUCUCGAUAGGAACGAAAACACGUAUUUUCCUUGUGUAAAGUGUCGCACCGCAGAUGUUGAAACACCAUAUUACAUGUGUACAAUCCGUACCCAUUGGAUGUCGCUCGAUCAUCAUAAUCUAUCUAAACUUUGACACUUCUUGAUCUCAAGACUCUUUACUUUCAAACUUGUAAUUAAUUUUCUAUUGAUAAAUCUUUCUACCACGUUUGUACAAUCUGUGCACAUGCAUACACACACAUAACACGUACAUACACUAGUAUACAUGAACACAUUCUAAACGAAUACAUAAUGUGGUAUACUAUUGUGUAAUCAGUAAUCGGUGUAAUGAGACGCAGAGAAGCGAUAAAUAACACACAGAUACGCAUUUUUUGCACCGACGUACUAACACAACUUUCAUUGUGACGUCCACUAAUGCAAUUCAUACGAUCGUGUACGUGUAAGAUCAGCGCCGCUCUACGACUCUAUUUCGCUCGGUUACGUUAAUUAAAUUUUCAGACGUUGCAGACGUUCAGAGGUUUCUUGUUUGCCAUUAUUUUUUUAACGCCUUCAAUAUUCUAAAAUAUAUAAACAAAAAUCUUGAAAAGAAUUAGUCUAAAAUUUACUAAGAAUUAGUAAAAAGAACAAUGUGUGCUUUCGAGGUUAUUGUAAAUUACUGGACUGCAAAUAUUCAUACAUUAGUCAUAUUUUUAUAAAUAUGAUUAAAGAAAUAGAAUCUAAACAAAAAUUUGUUUCAUUCUUUAAAUAUUUUCAAAAGUAUUAUGUGUUUUGGAUAUUGUAUACAUUUUUGUGCAUUAUAUCCAUUCUGAGGGGUUUCCCAGUUUAAAUUCCUCAUAAAUGCAUAAAUAUCUGCAGUCUGUUAAUUGUCAUAAUUAUAGAGCCAGUUCAAUAUCCUGUUGCAACAUGAUCUUCAAAAGAGCCGAAGUAUCGGUAAAAUAUCUUCGUUGAUUUAUAUUAGUAUGUAAAGGUGUUUCACUUACAGUGAUCUCCUUAAACAUUUCCGCUAUAUAUGUUUUCAUCUUUUAAUAAUAAAAUGCAUAUUGCUAAUAUAUUUUAAAUUUAGUUAAUAUUACUCCAAGGUCAUGUUGUUACAGGUCAUGGCAUAAAAUGUCUUUUUAUUGAGCUUAAAAUUUAGAGAUGUAUGACCUAAAAAAAAAUUAAGUCAAUUUAAAAAAGAAAAGAAAAUUCUUCCUAAGAUAUUUUUUAAUAAAAAGUAAAAGGCAUAUUUUAAAGAAGAUAUACGUGUGUUUAGAAUUUUUAAAUAAUCGUGAUUAAUACAACACGUGGCACAUAUGACUGUGACAGCUUUUUAAGAGGAACACAUGAUAUAUAGAAGUCGCAAAUCGUUCUCAAAUAUAAUUAACAAGUUCAAAAUGCUUUAAAUAAUGAACAAACAUUGAAGAAGCGUGGAAAAAUGAAAUAUCUUACAUAUGCACGAUCGUAUUUUGUCCUCUGUAGAAAUGCCUUAUUGUCACGUGCCUCAAUUAACAAUUAAACUGUUCACCUGCUUACCAAUUACUUGUUAGUAUACGUAUCAACAAAUAUGUACGUGUAAUAUCGCGUUAUUCUUUGUACUGCUCUUGUAAAUAUAUUCUGAACGAUUACUGUCA